Pararge aegeria (speckled wood butterfly) is the source of this 3815-nucleotide messenger RNA. It is a transcript of the gene fzr, whose product is annotated as fizzy-related protein homolog. Gene Ontology annotation, molecular function: protein binding; ubiquitin ligase activator activity; anaphase-promoting complex binding. Gene Ontology annotation, biological process: positive regulation of anaphase-promoting complex-dependent catabolic process; positive regulation of ubiquitin protein ligase activity; anaphase-promoting complex-dependent catabolic process. Gene Ontology annotation, cellular component: anaphase-promoting complex. The transcript is spliced from 10 exons. The coding region runs from base 403 to 1884 and encodes 493 amino acids. Lineage: Eukaryota; Metazoa; Arthropoda; Insecta; Lepidoptera; Nymphalidae. The record is from RefSeq and is a predicted model, not a curated record.
UUUUGUAAUAAUUUUUAUUUACCCUGAAAAGAAACUAAAUUAAAAAGCGGCUGUGAUUAGAUCGCUAGUUCAGAACUGUUAUUUGUGCUUGUAUUAUAUAUAUGCUUCUAUUAUAACGUCAGUGAUAACACGAAGAACAGACAUUGAAGACGUUUUGAUAACUAGCUCAAUCGUUCAUGUCAGAUGCGUUCAAAUGAUAGUCAGCAGUCGAGGGGAUAAGUAGUCUUCUCGCUGCACAGGAUAACUUCAAAACAAAUCAGUUAAAGUGCAAGAGAUAUUUGAUACCAUGAACGGUUAAUACACGCGCAUCUGAUAAAGAUUCUAGUCUUUAUACUUCCAUUUUAUUACCCCUGCUUGAUCAGAAUAGUUUUGUUCUGAUAGUGUUAAAGAGAGACUUUGAAAAUGUUCAGUGAAUCAUAUGAGCGGAGGCUGCUACAGCAGUGCAGUCCAGUGAGCCGGAAACAGUCUGUGCUGGUCCGACCCGAGCCUAUGGACAGAUUUAUACCCUGCAGGCUAGAAAAUAACUGGCAGACCAGUUUUCAAGCUAUCCGCCGCGGAACAGAAAACCAACCAGCAAAGAAACCACGCAGUGACGGUAGUAAUGACGGUGCUGGCGGAGGUCGAGACCACCUAGCAUAUGGAUGUCUACUCCGCAAUGAACUCCUAGGCGCUCAAAUAGAAGAACUCAGAGGUCCUCCAACAAACUGUGCGGAGGGUAACAGAGCUGCUCUUGGCGCUGUGCAGCUAGCAUCAGCUGCGAGGGCGGCCUUAGCAUACUCUCCGCCAGUUUUUAGGUUUCGAGCACCAAAACAUAGCGCUGAGGAGAAUAUAGACCCGUCACCUUACAGUCUUUCGCCUGUGUCAGCCAAGUCACAAAAGCUACUGCGAUCGCCACGUAAAGCUACAAGAAAGAUUUCAAGGAUCCCUUUCAAGGUGCUAGACGCUCCAGAGUUGCAAGACGACUUCUACCUGAACCUGGUGGACUGGUCCGCGCAAAACGUGCUCAGCGUGGGACUCGGGAGCUGCGUAUAUCUGUGGAGCGCAUGCACUAGCCAGGUGACACGGCUCUGUGAUCUGUCGUCGGAGGGUAACGCUGUGACUUCUGUAGCGUGGAGUGAGCGUGGUCACCUAGUGGCCGUUGGCACACAGAAGGGGCACAUCAGCGUAUGGGAUGUCGCUGUUAAUAAGGAGGUAACGAAACUACAAGGGCACAUAGCCCGAGUCGGCGCUCUGGCUUGGAACGGCGACAUACUAAGUUCCGGUUCAAGGGACCGUCACAUACGGCAACGCGAUACUAGAACACCAGCGGUACAAUCAUCACGCAUUCUUCAAGGUCAUAGACAAGAAGUGUGUGGUCUGAAAUGGUCGCCCGACGGACAGUCUCUCGCGUCCGGGGGAAACGACAACAAACUGUUCGUGUGGUCUAUGCACUCAACAUCACCGGUGCAGACGUACUCGGCGCACGUCGCAGCGGUGAAGGCGAUCGCGUGGUCGCCGCACCAGCACGGGCUACUCGCGUCCGGUGGAGGCACCGCCGACCGCUGCAUCCGUUUCUGGAACACGCUCACCUCGCAGCCAAUGCAGUGCGUCGACACCGGAUCCCAAGUAUGCAACCUGGCAUGGUCCAAACAUUCCAGCGAGCUAGUGUCCACGCACGGCUAUUCACAAAACCAGAUACUAGUGUGGAAAUAUCCGUCGCUCACACAAGUGGCAAAGCUAACGGGGCAUUCCUACAGAGUGCUGUACCUGGCUCUAUCACCGGACGGCGAGGCAAUAGUGACAGGUGCUGGCGACGAAACGCUCAGAUUUUGGAACGUAUUCUCCAAAACUCCUUCACACAAGGAGAAUAAGAGCGUUCUGAGCCUCUACACAGCUUUGAGAUAAAAAGUUUAACGUAACUAGUGAAUGUGACAAUAUUUAGUGUGGUGAUACCUUUGCUGCUCUAACGAAUUCGUUCGGUGUUGCCAUUAUGAAAAAUAUAUAGACAAUUUGAUAGUUUUUUUCUCGUGAUCGGGUAAUUUAUGUGUGGUUACUAAUAUUUGGUAUAUUUAGUUUUGGUGGAGAUUGCCGUGUACAUAAAAUUAGUGGGACACAUAGACAUAUUUAUUAUUUCCGUCAGGAAUAUUUUUUUUUUUGUUUAUAUAUAUUAUGAUUUAUGAGCUAGUUGAUAAAGUAUUUUAGUUUAGGCCUGUUUACACGUGGCCGUCCAUCGCUACCUUUUAUUAUAAAUGGUCGAUUGUCAUUGUAUUUCUUCGGCUAACGACCGUCUUUACUUACAUUUAAUUGUCGCCCACCUAUUUUCUUUAUUUCACUUUAGUAAAAGAACGAUUUCGUACAUUUUCAUCUCUCGUAGAGAAUGAAAACGCGUCUUUUAACUCUCGUUCUGCGACCAUGUGUAAAUUGGGCCUUAGAAGUUAUAAUCAAAAGAAUUACACCCGUUUAAAGUAAUAAAGAUUUCUUCAUUUAAUGAAUACAUAUAACAUGCUGUAAGUCGAAACAAGCUGGCUUAAUUUGCUUUUUGCUUCUUAAUUGUCAUUCCUACAGCAUUUUAUACAUUAUAUAAAAAAUGUAUGUUUGUAAUUAUACAGAUGCAAAUAUACCGUUCGUGAUACAUAUAAGAAUAUGGUCACGUACAUAAUAAUAAAUUAUGUUAAAUCAUAUUUUUAUAGUAAUGUACAUUUGUUUGUGUAUGCAAUAUUAUGUGUUAUGUAUAUUUAUUUCGUAGAUGUUUAUAGGCCACUGUGUUUACAUUUGUAUUUUCAUGUACUGUAUAUCAUCAAUAUCAUAAACCAAUUACCAGUCCACUACAGGACACGGGUCUCCUCUCAGAAAGAGAAGGGCUCAGGCCGUAGUCUACCACGCUGGCUGAAUGCUGAUUGGUAUAAUGCACAUAACUUUUAGAACGUUAUGGAGUACUCUCAGACAUUUCAGUUCUCUCCACUGUUACUUUCCCGUUAAAGCAAGUGACAUUUAAUUGCUUUUAAUGCACUUCGAAUUCGAGGACCAAACUCGGUCGCCCCAGGGUCUGUAAAUUCCUAAUGUAUGACACACUUGUGAAACAGUUAUAUUUCAUCACAGUGUACAAACGUUUUCAUAAGGACAUAAGAGACAAUAAGUGACCUAAUCAGUACAUAAGGGUAUAUUAAAUAUAAAAAUAUAUAAAUGUGAACAUGGUACCUUUUGGUAGUUUUAUAAAUUACGUUGUUGGUAACAUUUUCUUUAUACUAUUAGGUGUUGCUAAACUUGUAAUGUUAAAACGAAUUAAAACGUCAAAAUCCAAGUAUUGCAAGUAUAGUAACGUCUUUAUAUAUUUAAAUUUUGUGUACUUAUUUAUGUAAAUAUACUUUUGACUAGUUCUUUUCUAUGAAUUUUCGAUUAUGACCUAUCAGUUUACUAUGAUUUUGAUACUUUUUCUUUUUCAAAUACUUAAAUUCGUUGCUUUAUAAAACAACGUGCUCUCGGAGAAGCAUGAUAACUUUAUAUCCUUAAAAAUCAAUAAUAAUAAAAUGUUACGUGCUUCUUAUAUCUACUGCUGCACGACAUCUGUCUAUAUUAUUAUUUAGCGAAAAUUAUUAACUUAAAUUAAUGGAUAAUAAUUAACUAUUUUCCAAGUUAAUUGAUUUUAUGCAUUUCCAAUUUCCUUGCCCAUUUCAAAGUGUUUAGUAAUAAUAGUAGGAUUAUAUAGUGAUUUCGUAUGUAUUUUCUACCAUUGGCAUUUAUUAAUAGUAGUAAAUAAAUUGCGCUCAAAGCAAGGAGGUCGGAAUAGAAUGCAACAUUAGUAUAAACUCUAGUUAUAUAUAUAUAUAUAUAUAUAU